Molecule: messenger RNA, 909 nt
Organism: Asparagus officinalis (garden asparagus)
Lineage: Eukaryota; Viridiplantae; Streptophyta; Magnoliopsida; Asparagales; Asparagaceae
Product: PKS-NRPS hybrid synthetase CHGG_01239-like
Exons: 1
Coding region: 1-909 (302 amino acids)
Source: RefSeq, a predicted model, not a curated record
AUGAAUUCUGGAGAUUACAACUCCAUAAAUCUUGAUGAAGUUGAAUUCGUCAUCGACGAAACACAAAGUGAUCCAUUCCAGGAUCAUAGUUCAUAUGUAGAGUUUGAAGACAUUUCAACCGAUUUCGGUAAUCCGGAAGGAGGUUUUGCUAGUAGAGAGGACAUGGAUGCUCAUGUAAGAUAUGUUGCUGGCUUGAGGAACGUUACUUUGGCAAUUCGUGAUUCGAAGGGAAAAGACGGCCGACGGCCCAAAGUUCGAUAUUUAUGUAGCCAAGGUGGCGGAUACAGACCAAAAAAGGUUACUGGAACUAGGUCCACUAAAACGACAAAAAAUAAUUGUCCAUUUUGGUUGGACGGAAUGGAGUACCCUGGAGGGCGCUGGUACUUUGAAGUCCGGGAGGGGAGACACAACCAUCCAUUCCCGUCUCAUGCUGUGGGAUCUCGUUUAGGUAAAAUAUCCCCUAUUCAACUUGAAGUUAUUAGGGAGCAAGAGAAUUUUAAUUUAAGCCCGAGUAAUAUGUUGGCGUCCAUGAAAAGGGCUGAUCCGGAGAACAAAUCGUGUCAGAAACAAGUUUACAAUGCUGUCAGUAAGGUGCGUGCCCAGAAAAGAGAAGGUCGGACCCCGAUGAAUAAUUUCAUCCAUUUACUCAGGCAAUUGAACUACAUGUACGACGUUCGGACUGCUGAUGAAUCUUCCGAACUUGGAGAUAUUGUUUUCUGCCACCCGGCUUCUUUUGUGAUGGUGAAUGCAUAUCCGGAAGUCAUGAUGAUUGAUUGUACGUACAACACCAAUGAGUAUGACAUGCCUCUACUAGAAGUGGUCGGUGCAACAAGUACGGACAAAACGUUCACUAUCGCCUACGCAUUCAUGCGAAAUGAGAGACAAGAAAACUACAGGUUUGUGUCUUAA